Messenger RNA from Diachasmimorpha longicaudata, 3747 nucleotides. RefSeq lists its product as uncharacterized. The record is from RefSeq and is a predicted model, not a curated record. NCBI's taxonomy places the organism in Eukaryota, Metazoa, Arthropoda, Insecta, Hymenoptera, Braconidae. The transcript has 7 exons. Gene Ontology annotation, molecular function: nucleic acid binding. Gene Ontology annotation, biological process: DNA integration. Bases 1 to 3747 code for a protein of 1248 amino acids.
AUGAGUAAGCUCACGGCAAAGAUCCCACCAUUUGCUUGUGACACACGGACUCCCCAGGAACUAUGGGAACUCAAUUUGGCGGAUCGGAAAUUCCUACAACCUGGGGCCAUUGACAUAAUCAUCGGAGCUGAUUUCUACGGGAAAAUUAUCACGCACGGAAUUAUGAGAUACAACGGAACGGGUCUCAUAGCCCAGCAGACAUCCUUUGGCUGGGUAGUAUCGGGGCCAAAGUUCUGGACGCAGGAAGAAAUACCGGAUACUGUAGCACCGGUAAAGAGCAAGGCUGACGCAGAAUGCGAGCAGCAUUUUUUAGAAACUCAUAGAAGAGACGCAACGGGACGGUAUACAGUACGUCUACCGUGUAAAUCAUCGUCUGCCGUCCUAGGGGAUACAGCAUCGACGGCUUGGAUUCGCUUACAGAAGCUCAACAGGCGAUUGGCGGCAGAUCCAGAGGCUCACACUCUAUACCGGAAAUUCAUUGAGGAGUAUGAGGCCUUGGAUCACAUGCAACGGGCACCAUCGACGUCACAGACACGUCAGGCAUACUACUUGCCUCAUCACGGAGUGCUGAGACCAGAUAGCACGACGACCACAUUAAGAGUCCUAUUCGACGCUUCACAUCGAAGCUCUACGGGAGUGUCACUGAAUGAUAUUCUUCAUUCAGGACCGAAACUACAAACGGAAUGCUCUGACGUCCUCAUCUGGCUUCGCCGGCAUCGGUUGGUCUUCGGAGCGGACAUAGAGAAAAUGUUCCGCCAGAUUCGCGUCCAUCAGAAUGAUUGGGACUAUCAACGAAUCUUUUGGAAGGACGACGACGGCCAGAUCAUUGAAUAUCAAUUAACAACGGUCACCUACGGGACCAGCUGUGCACCUUGGCUGUCUCUUCGAGUGCUGAAGCAGCUGGCAAUCGAUGAAGAAAUGGUGCAGCAACGCGCCACGGACACUCGGACGACUCGGAAUAUCAGCGGAAUCAGCUCCAACCAUCGAAUUCGGGGAAUCAUCAGUGAAAGUGCUGGGCCUCUGCUGGCAGCUUUAGACAGACACUUUCCACUUCAAGGCAAGGAACUUCAGCGGAGACACCAUCACCAAACGCCACCGGUCAUCAUCACGGCAAAAAUAUUCAUACAAGAAUUAUGGCUGCUCAAACUCGACUGGGACGAGCAAAUACCAAUGACACAUGCAAAACGGUGGAGAAGUUUCAGGGAGGAACUUCAACGGCUGAGCAGCCUUUCAAUACCACGAUGGCUACAUCUUUCAUCGGGAAAGGAAAUACAACUACACGGAUUUGCAGCCGCAUCGACCCUAGCAAUGGGUGCAUCGGGUUAUCUUCGCUCCUGGCCAGCAUCAUCGGGAGCAAACGUCAAGUUGGUCUGUGCCAAAACCAAGGUGGCUCCCCUCAAGAAGAUGACCAUUCCACGGCUGGAGCUCACGGCAGCUGUCAUGGUCACAAAUCUAAUGGCCUAUGUACAGCGAGCUCUGGAACUUGAGGAUGCGGAGCUCUACUUAUGGAGCGACUCAUCAGUAGCCAUCGCAUGGAUCAACGGAGAUCCAUCACGGUGGAAGGACUUUGUGCAGAACAGGGUUCUCAAGAUCCAAGAUACCCUGCCCUCUGCCAAGUGGAAUCACAUCAACGGGAAGGAGAAUCCAGCGGACUGCGCAUCGAGAGGAAUAUCACCAACGGAAUUGGGGGAGCAUCAUCUCUGGUGGACUGGACCAUCAUGGCUUGUCCAACCACCAGAACAAUGGGUAGCAGCAUCAUCGGAAUUAGCAUCCACAUCGGAAUUAUCAUCAGUGGUGGCAACGGAGGCGAAACCACCCACCACCAGCUCAUAUCCAGUGCACAUUGUCGACGAAGAUGCACCAAUCAACCGGAUUUCGUCAUGGAACAAGGUAGCUCGAAUCACAGCCUGGGUGAAUCGAACAGUAAACAAAUUUAAGGGACAACCAAUACCGGAUUCUCCACAACUCGGAACAACGGAAAUAGAGGACGGAAGACUGUUCUGGGUUAAGUACACCCAACAGCGAUAUUUCGAACGGGAAAUCAACACACUGAAGGCUGGAAGAUCACUCGCAGCCAAGCAUCGUAUGGCGACGCUGACGCCAUACCUGGAGAACGACGUCAUGCGCAUGGGCGGAUGUCUACGGAAUUCAACAUUGGAUCCGGAGGAGAAGAAUCCAAUUAUUCUCCCACGUCACUCACCGCUAUCAACACUUAUCAUUGCGGAAGCUCAUCAGAGGAGCUUCCACGGGGGAACGCAACUCACGUUGGCACACAUCCGGCAAAGGUACUGGAUCAUCGGAGGACGGGCACCAGUACGCUCACACAUAUUAAAGUGCGUCAUCUGCGCACGUCAUCGAGCUGUGCGAGCUCAACAGCUGAUGGGACAGCUGCCAUCGCGACGAGUGACACCAUCAAGAGCCUUCCUUCACUCAGGAGUAGACUUCGCCGGCCCAAUCAACAUCCUGAGGUGGAGAGGCUCAGGGGCAGGCAAAACAAUGUACAAGGCGUACAUUUGCCUAUUUGUCUGCUUCGCCACAUCCGCAACACACUUGGAACUGGUAACAGAUCUCACGGCGGAAGGAUUCAUCGCAGCAUACAAACGAUUUACGUCAAGACGGGGAAUUUGCGCGACCCUGACCAGUGACAAGGGACUAAACUUCAUCGGGGCUGAAAAACAAUUACGGCAGAUUAUCCACCAGGCAUCCAGCGAAUCAGCAACCAUCAAGAACUGGCUAGCAACAAACGGAACGGAAUGGAGAUUUAACCCGCCCUACUCGCCACACAUGGGAGGCAAAUGGGAGGCCGCGGUUAAAUCCACGAAACACCACUUACGGAGAGUGAUAGGAACUUCAACUCUGACGUACGAGGAAUUUACGACUCUUCUGACUCAGGUUGAAGCCAUCCUGAACUCGAGACCGCUCUGCCCGAUAAACAACGACCGGCAAGACACAACGGCAUUGACACCAGGGCACUUCAUCAUCGGCGGAUCGCUGACAGCGAUUCCAGAACCAACUCUGGAACACAUCAACACGGAUCCGCUAAACAAGUGGCAACUUAUCACGCAGAAGGUGCAGAACUUCUGGGACCAUUGGGCACGCGAGUGCGUGCAUCGCUACCAACAAAUCUAUCGGUGGAGAAAACCAACGGACGACAUCAAAAUUGGUUCGUUGGUUCGCAUAUCACACGAGCAGGAACCGCCAACCAGAUGGCUCCUGGCUCGAGUCAUCAGGAUCCACCCGGGACAGGACAACUUGACCAGGGUUGUCACACUUUGGAAAGGCAACAAGGAAAUGCAGCGGGCAAUCCAUCGAUUGGUACCACUACCAAUCAAUGACGAUCUACUGGAAGGUGGCGGGUGGUAUGUUCAGAAUCCCGCGGUCAAACGUCAGGAUGACCAACCGGAUGACCUCGGCCAAUCACCUUUGACCAUCGUAACGAGAGGUCACGAUCGAUCUCGGGAUCGUUACGAUGGUCAUGCACAUUGUGUGAAAUUAUUUAAACCCAAUGAAUCGGCUUCUCAACACACCCAGUGUCAAGUUAUUCGCCAUCCGGAACUUCCUCACCCACCAUCCCAUACGGCCCAAAUCAUCCCCGGAACACCUCAAAUUGAAAACAAUAAUUUCAUAUUUGUCUUGAAAAUGGAUGCGGUUUUAUAUGAAGAAUUUGAUAUAACGAUGUACAAUGAUCGCAAUCUUAGCACAAAAUAUACUGAACUACUAGUGAUGCAGUAUUCAAAAGACAUAUAA